CAAGCGGUUGUUGAAAUUGUGAGACUGGGACAGUACAUCCUGCACACUGAGCACAUUGAGAGUUUUCAGUCUUCAGCCCUGAAUUGCAGGUCAUGUUGCUCUCCAGUCUGGCACUUCUCGGCCUGCUAGCCGUCUCUCCUUCUGCUGCUGCACCACACUUGGAUUCUUUUUCUGGGCUGGACUCGGCCCGCGCUGGUUCCUCCCGGAACAAGCUGUUGUUGAUCUCCUUUGAUGGGUUCCGCUGGGACUACGACCUUGACGUGGACACCCCGAACCUGGACAAGAUGACCCAGGAUGGAGUGAAGGCAACCUACGUCACUCCACCCUUCCUCACACUCACCAGCCCAUCACACUUCACCUUGCUUACAGGGCGGUACACAGAGAACCAUGGUGUGAUUCACAACAUGUGGUUCAACACAACCACCCUGGAAAAUAAAGAUUUCUAUACGUCACAAUUUGUUGAUUCCUAUUGGGACAAUGGCAGCCUGCCCAUCUGGAUAACUGCACAGAGACAGGGUCUAAAAACAGGGUCCCUACACUUCCCUGGCAGUGCAGUCAAAUACCAAGGAGAAACCGUGGCAGUGAAGCAAGUGGAGUCCCGUUUCUACGACCAUGCCAAUGAGACAGACUGGAGGUUGAACAUCGACAAGGUGAUUGGAGAGUGGUUCGAGCAGCAGGACCUGGACUUUGUCUCUUUGUACUUUGGAGAGCCAGAUCAUAUUGGGCACAAACACGGACCAGAUUCCCCAGAGCGUCGGGAGAUGGUCCGACAAGUGGACCGCACUAUAGGCUACAUCCGGGACAAGAUCCAAGAACACGGCCUCACCAACCACCUCAACAUUAUCAUCACUGCCGACCAUGGCAUGGCCACAGUGCUGCAAGAUAGACUGGUUCAAGAGAUAAUCCUAUCAAAGAUCCCUGGCUUCAGCUUCAAGGAUAUCCAGUUUCAGCUGGUGGAUUAUGGUCCAACUGGGAUGCUGCUUCCCAAAGAAGGGAUGCUGGAGAAGGUCUACCGGGCUCUGAAAGGCGCCCACCCUCACCUAAAUGUGUACAAAAAGGAGGACAUGCCAGCUCGACUGCACUAUAGCAAACACCCAAGACUCCUUCCACUCAUCCUCAUUGCCGACCCUGGAUAUGUCAUCAGUGGGAUCCGGCCAUUGCAGUUCAACAAAGGGGAACAUGGCUUCGACAACCAAGUGAUGGACAUGAAGCCCUUCUUCAGGGCCGUGGGGCCUGACUUCCGGAAGAACUUGUUAGUGGGGCCCUUUGAGACGGUCAACGUGUACCCACUGAUGUGUCAUCUGCUAAACAUAACCCCGGAGGAUAACGACGGCCACCUAGACAAUACCAAACACAUGCUGGUUCCACAGAUAGAAACAAGAAAAGCCAACCAUAGUAAGAUACUAUCUCUAAUACACUACAAUCUUGCCUGACCUUGUUUUUUUUUUUUUGCUGUGUGACUUACAAUAAAAGGUGAGUAUACAAUUCAGCUUCACAAAUGAUGAAAUAAGAUACUGAUUUCAU
Molecule: messenger RNA, 1524 nt
Organism: Lampris incognitus (smalleye Pacific opah)
Lineage: Eukaryota; Metazoa; Chordata; Actinopteri; Lampriformes; Lampridae
Product: ectonucleotide pyrophosphatase/phosphodiesterase family member 7-like
Exons: 4
Coding region: 93-1433 (446 amino acids)
Source: RefSeq, a predicted model, not a curated record